UGGAAAAAAGCAAAACCGCAGAUUACGAUCAAAAGACUGCGACGUGAAUGAAAAAUACAUAUUGUUCUUGUUGAUGUUGGGGUUAGGGUUUACCUGAAUAAUGGAAAAAAGGGGGGACGUGGUUGCCGUGGUUUAAUCCACGCCAACCACCGUGAUUUAAUGAGGGGGUGGUAUAGGGCAUGAAUAAUGGGCCUAUGUGGCAAACCAUGACCCAAUCAUGACCCCCACACCAUAUAGCCUAAGAGGGAAGUGCCCCUCUCACCCUAAACUUUUGGUUAACUCCCCACCGGGGUGAGUGAACUGGCAGAUUGAGGUUUCCAGAACAUUCAUAUUAUGGGUCAAUCAUCAUACACACGUGUUAGGUCCAUGCCGUCCACUCAAUCAUCAUACAUACACACGUCUUUACUCUUUUCACUCCACUAAACUCCACCGCUCGCUCACCCUGCCUGAGAUCUAGCAACAGCAAAUGGAACAAGUGAAGAACAAACAGAUUAUACUCAAGGAUUACGUUAAUGGCUUCCCUAAGGAAUCCGACAUGCCCCUCAUUACUUCCUCCACCAUCAACCUCAAGCUUCCAGAAGGUUCCAACGCCGUCCUCCUGAAGAACCUUUAUCUGUCGUGUGAUCCGUACAUGCGUGGUAGAAUGAGCGAAUCUAAAGGAAGUUACGUUGAUUCCUUUACUCCUGGUUCGCCUAUAACAGGAUAUGGAGUAGCUAAAGUUCUUGAUUCGGGGCAUUCAAAAUUCAAGAAAGGUGACUUUGUUUGGGGAAUGACUGGAUGGGAGGAAUACAGCAUUAUCAACGCGCCUGAGACUCUAUUCAAGAUUGAAGAUACUGACGUGCCUCUAUCCUAUUAUACAGGCCUUCUUGGUAUGGCUGGUAUGACUGCUUAUGUUGGUUUCUAUGAGAUCUGUGCUCCAAAGAAAGGAGAGUAUGUAUAUGUUUCAGCAGCUGCGGGUGCAGUUGGUCAGCUCGUUGGACAGUUUGCAAAGCUGUGUGGAUGUUAUGUCGUUGGGAGUGCGGGUACAAAAGAAAAGGUUGAUCUUUUGAAGAAUAAAUAUGGUUUUGAUGAGGCUUUCAACUACAAGGAAGAGCAAGAUCUAACUGCAGCUCUAAAGAGGUGUUUUCCUAAUGGUAUCGAUAUAUACUUUGAGAACGUCGGGGGGAAGAUGUUGGAGGCGGUACUCUCAAACAUGAGAUUAAAUGGUCGGAUUGCAGCUUGCGGGAUGAUCUCACAAUACAAUCUAGAGGAAGGAGAGGGGGUGCGCAACCUGUUCUUAGUGGUAACAAAACGUCUGCGCAUUCAAGGUUUUAUUAUAGGUGAUCACUAUCACAUGUAUCCGAAGUAUAUGGAAACGGUAUUACCUUUGAUAAAACAAGGGAAGAUUUGUUAUAUAGAAGACGUUGUGGAAGGGCUCGAGAGCGCACCUGCGGCUUUGGUUGGGCUGUUCUCUGGCAGAAAUGUUGGGAAGCAACUGGUGGUCGUGGCUCGUGAAUGAGUCGAUAUCUUUAGGGUAUAACUGUGUGAAUGGUGUUGUUUUUAAUAAUGAAUAAGGCUUUGGUAAAAGCAUGUGUUGAAAUAAUUGAAGUACUUAUUUUAUUUUGUAAAAUCUUAUAUUUAUUUCAUAGCAAUUUCUUUUUUG
Helianthus annuus (common sunflower) is the source of this 1642-nucleotide messenger RNA. Its product is annotated as 2-alkenal reductase (NADP(+)-dependent). The record is from RefSeq and is a predicted model, not a curated record. The coding region runs from base 467 to 1498 and encodes 343 amino acids. Gene Ontology annotation, molecular function: 2-alkenal reductase [NAD(P)H] activity. The transcript has 5 exons. NCBI's taxonomy places the organism in Eukaryota, Viridiplantae, Streptophyta, Magnoliopsida, Asterales, Asteraceae.